GGAUGUAUGGUGUGCUGCUGUAGCGCCGCUCUUCGUCGCCUUGUGGAUGAGGGAGGGAGGCAGAAAUCUGGACUUUAAGGGGCUCCGCUUAUACCCCGAUGGACCGAAUGGAAUAUUAUGUGUUUAAGCUCAUUCGGCUGUUCUCCUCAGCUUAGUGAACCCUCUCCCCCUUUUCAUCCUUCCUUCACUUCCUUCCCUUCCUUUCGAAGCCUUGGCCAGCCUUGGACCAACAGUAUAGAGCUCUGGUGUGACUUCCAGAGUCACCAGUCUGUCUGUGGGCUGCCUCCUGACUCCUCGCCCUCUGGCAGAUGGACACAUCUCGGAGCAUCUGGGGAAAGGCAGCAUCAGUCCAUGUCCAGCUCGAAUGUUUAGCAUGAUGAUCUAACGCUUUGGGGCCUCUAGCAGGCAGUGACUGGGGCCCUACUGGCAUGUGCUGAGGCAUCUGUGGACACGGCACAGCCUGAGGGGAACCAAGGACACCAGCGAGAGUGGAAGUUCUCCGCACACUGCUGUCCACAGAGCACUGGCUGGGAAACGGCCACCCGAACAUGUAGGAGGCGCAUUCACACUCUUUAAGCAGAUCCGACUUUGCGCCUAAGCUGAGCUCCACAUACCUGAAUCUGACAGCCCCACGCUGACCGAGGAGGGAGGGAGCAGAAGAAGCCAGAGGCCAAGGAGGAGGAGCUAAGCAUCCAACAUUAUCCCACCCUCAAGAUGAUGUGCGAGGUCAUGCCGACCAUCUCGGAGGAUGGUAGGCCGGGGGGGCCGUCAUCCCCGGCGGGGGGCGGCGGGGGAGGGCCUGGGAUGGGCGGAGCUGGUGGCGGGUACGAGGGCGGCAGCACAGGGAACCUGGAGUCGCUGAUGGUGAACAUGCUGACUGAGCGUGAGCGCCUCCUGGAGAGCCUGAGGGAGAUGCAGGAGAGCCUGGGCACCGCGCAGCUACGCCUCCGCGAGCUGGGCCACGAGAAGGAGUCGCUGCAGAGGCAGCUGUCCAUCGCCCUGCCACAGGAGUUUGCAGUGCUGACCAAAGAGCUGAAUGUGUGCCGGGAGCAGUUGCUGGAGCGGGAGGAGGAGAUCGGCGAGCUGAAGGCUGAGAGGAACAACACGCGGCUCCUCCUGGAGCACCUGGAGUGUCUGGUGUCCCGGCACGAGCGCAGCCUGCGCAUGACGGUGGUUAAGCGGCAGGCCCAGUCUCCGGCCGGCGUGUCCAGUGAGGUGGAGGUGCUGAAGGCUCUCAAGUCACUGUUCGAGCACCACAAAGCGCUGGACGAGAAGGUCAGAGAGAGGCUUCGGGUCGCUUUGGAAAGGGUGGCGGUCUUGGAGGAAGAGCUGGAAUCUUCUUCACAAGAGGUUCUGACAUUAAGAGACCAAAUAAAACGGCAGCAGGGGCUGGAUGGUGGCCGAGAGAGGCUGACCAACGGUCCCUCUUCUCUCCUGGAGGAUGGGGACUGUGAGCGGCAGAGGGAGGCAGAGAUCGAGCGGCAGAGAGUGGAGCUCUCACAGCUCAGGGAGCGGCUGGCGCUCAUGUGCCGGCAGGUGGGUGACAUUGAGGAGCAACUCUCAGCAGCCCGAAGAGAAGUAACCAAGUCAGAAGAGGCCAAUCAGAAGCUCCAACGGGAUGUGAAAGAGGCUUUGUGUCAAAGAGAGGACAUGGAGGAGAGGAUUACUACCUUGGAGCGCAGGUACCUCAGUGCCCAAAGGGAAGCCACUUCCCUUCACGACAUCAAAGAUAAGCUGGAGAAUGAGCUGGCAAGCAAGGAGUCUCUGUACAGACAGAGUGAGGAGAAGAACAGGCAGCUGCAGGAGUGGCUGGAUGAUGCCAAACAAAAGCUACAGCAGACACUGCAGAGGGCCGAGACCCUGCCGGAGAUCGAGGCCCAACUGGCACAGCGGGUGGCGGCACUCAACAAGGUGUGUGUGUGUGUCUGUCUCUCUGUCUGUCUUCGUCCAUCUUCCCUGAUCUGUAAAGGCUCUCCUCCUGUUCAGGCAGAAGAACGCCACAGCAACUUUGAGGAGCGACUGCGACAGAUGGAAACACAACUGGAGGAGAAGAACCAGGAGUUACAGAGGGCCAGGCAGAGGGACCGCAUGAACGAUGAGCACAACAAGAGGCUCUCGGACACCGUGGACAAGCUACUGUCCGAGUCCAACGAACGUCUGCAGCUUCACCUGAAGGAGAGGAUGGCAGCGCUGGAGGAGAAGAAUGCACUCUCGGAGGAGCUGGCCAACAUGAAGAAGAUACAGGAUGAUCUUCUAGCAAACAAGGACCAGUUAAUAGCAGAGCUGGAGCGACUUCAACUGGAGCUGGAUCAGCUGAGAGGCAGGUCAGGUUCCUCCUACUCCAGGUCCCUUCCAGGAAGUGCCCUAGAACUGAGGUACUCUCAAGGGGGCGGGUCUGGCUCUCACCUGGAGCACUACAGCAAUGCAGCUGCCGGGGGCGUGGUGAGGCGGACUCACCGGGGGCGAUGGGGAGCGCCACGGGAAGAUGCUAGCAAGUACACAGACUGGGAUGGCAGCAGCCUCCUGGGCCCUGGGUUCGAGGGUGGAGUGGAGGGGAGCUGCUCUGAUGAGGAGGAAGAACGAGAGGCGAUGAUGGGCACAGAAGCGCUGUCACCUGGCGGGCAGACGGACGUGCAGACGCUGGCCAUCAUGCUACAGGAGCAGCUGGAGGCCAUUAACAAGGAGAUCAAGCUGAUCCAGGAAGAGAAAGAGAGCACGGAGCUCAGAGCCGAGGAGAUUGAGAGCCGAGUCAGCAGUGUGGCUCUCGACGGGCCCCCUAUCCCACCCACCUCACUGGGUGGGGGUAGGGAUGGCUCAGGAAGGGGCUUCAUCCCUUCUUCACUCACUUCCUCCACACUGGCUUCCCCCUCCCCCCCCAGCUCUGGGCACUCCACCCCUCGGCUGCCUCACUCGCCAGCCCGUGAGAAUGACAGACAGAACAACAAAGAGGACGAGAAGGCCCUGGCUCUGCUGGACAGUGCCCCCCCUGCAGCCCCCCGCGCACUGCGGCUGGACAGAAUGACACACACACACCCAGGGGCUCUGCUUGAGGACAGCCGCGAGUUUCGCAGUCUGUCAGUAGACAGCAGCAGCACCAGCAACAUUCAGGACGCACUACACAAGUCCAGCAAGAAGAAGAGCAUCAAGUCUUCCAUCGGCCGACUUUUUGGGAAGAAGGAGAAGGGGCGUCUGGGGCCUCCUGGCCGCGAGUCUGUGUCUCUGGCCUCCACUCCCUCAGAGGAGCAGGCUUCAGUGGACCCACUGGGCCUGACCAAGCUCACCGGACCUGUGGAUAAAGACCGCCGCAGCAAGAAGAAGCAUGAGCUCCUGGAGGAAGCGUGUCGCCAGGGCCUGCCCUUUGCAUCCUGGGACGGCCCCACCGUGGUGUCCUGGCUGGAGUUGUGGGUGGGUAUGCCCGCCUGGUACGUGGCCGCCUGCCAGGCCAACGUGAAGAGCGGCGCAAUCAUGGCCAACCUGUCGGACACGGAGAUCCAGCGCGAGAUCGGCAUCAGCAACCCACUGCACCGGCUCAAGCUGCGCCUGGCCAUCCAGGAGAUGGUGUCCCUCACCAGCCCCUCAGCCCCUGCCAGCACGCGCUCGUCAACCGGCAACGUGUGGAUGACUCAUGCGGAAAUGGAGUCACUGACUACAGCCAGCAAACCUGAGGGGAAAGAAAUCAUCUGGGAUCAGAUCCUAGCCUACGGGGACAUGAACCACGAGUGGGUGGGGAACGAGUGGCUGCCCAGUCUGGGCUUGCCGCAGUACCGCAGCUACUUCAUGGAGUCGCUGGUGGACGCCCGCAUGCUGGACCACCUGACCAAGAAGGAGCUGCGUGGCCAGCUCAAGAUGGUGGACAGCUUUCACCGGGUCAGCCUGCACUAUGGCAUCAUGUGUCUGAAGCGGCUGAAUUAUGACCGUAAGGAGCUGGAGCGAAGGAGAGAGGCGAGUCAGCAGCAGAACAAAGAUGUGAUGGUGUGGUCCAAUGAGCGUGUGAUGUGCUGGGUGCAGGGGGUGGGGCUUAAGGAAUACGCAGACAACUUGGCAGAGAGCGGGGUGCACGGGGCGUUGCUGGCGCUUGAUGAUACCUUCGACUACACGGAUCUGGCCCUGCUGCUGCAGAUUCCCAACCAGAAUACACAGGCCCGCCAGCUCCUGGAGAAGGAGUACAACUCCCUAAUUUCCACAGGGACCGAGAGAAGGCCAGAGGAGGACGGCACGAAGACCUUCACCCGCUCGCCCUCUUGGAGGAAGGACCUAAGAGGCGUCACCUCUGAUUCCUCAGAGACCCUUCCCCCUAACUUUCGUGCCUCAGCAAUUUCUGCCCCCUCCGUGACCCUGAGGAAAGUCCAGAGUGAGGCGAGCUCUGGGUCCAGAGGGGAGUCAGGAUCAGUGAGAACAUACUCCUGCUGAGGACCUCACCGGGGGGAUCACAUCAUCAGGCAGGUUUGCAAUACCAGACACAGGACCGUCAGAACCACGCAGAAGACCUGAUUGUAGGAAGUGGAGCUAACAGUCUGUGUGUCUGUCCCUCUCUGUCCAUAAGUGAGCUGGGCUGGAAGCCAAGGAAUCUUCGUACUCUCCAGAUGGGAUAUCAGCCCUUAAUCUGCCAGGAAUGACAUUUUGCUCCCUAAGGCCAUUUUUGCUCCACACUGAGGCAGGUCUUCACCCGGUUCCAUCUUUUAUUAAAGCCAGAGUGUUCAUGUAGGCCACCUAAUUCAGUUUAAAGGGAUCGAUGAGGUCAAGAUCAGAUGCUACUACAGAUGGGAUCCUUCCAGACGUGAGCUUGGACAAUUCUUACUGUCCUUACAGGGAGCUUACCCAGCUCAUGGUGGGCCGAUCUGGCAGAUCAGUCUGAUACCCACUGAAUGGGAGAGAAGGCAGAGGAGAAACAGACAGAUGAAAGGAUUAGCGCCAUGUACAGCAGCCAUUAACUUAGAUAGGCUUGGAGAAGCAAAAAAAGGCAAGCAGAAAGGAAACAGAGAAAGAGAGGAGAUGAGGGGACACUAGGUGACAGGGAGGUGGACACUGGACGUCAGUCACGGUGAGACAAGGGAACACGGAGACAAGGAGGGGGACACUGGGAGACAGUCAAGGGGACACUGGGAGACAGGGAGGGUUAAACUGGGUGACAGGGUGGGGAACACUGGAUGACAGUCAAGGAGAGACAAGGGGACAUGGGGGGGACACUGGGAGACAGGCAGGCAGACAGUGGGUAACAGGGAGGGUUAAAGUGAAAAACAAGGAAGGGAAGAGUAGAGGAUAGAAGGACAAGUUCUACUUCUGUGUUAACAUGCAUGACAAACAGUGAAAAUUAGAGAGUAUCACAUGAAAUCUAACAAAAAGCAGUUAUUCAAUGAUGCUGAGAACUGGAGGAUAAACAUUUGUAAAAUGUGUGCAUUUGAUUUUUUAAUUUAAUUUUUAUGAGAAUUAUUACUAUUACUAUUGUAUGUAUUGAGUAACUGUAUGUACAUGUUCAUUUAUUACUUUAAUUUAUCUAGUUUUAACAAAAAAAGGAUAAACGAUUUUAAAACAGACAGUAAAAUACGCUAAUUGAAUGUGAAGAUUUGGUAAGAAAUUGUGUGUAUGAUUUAAAGACAAUAUGAACAAUUCUGAAGGUGGAAGGGUUGAAAGAGAGUGACUCUGAUCGUCAAGACAAUGCAAAUAAAGUGGUGUGUGCUGCUUCAAA
This is a messenger RNA of Brienomyrus brachyistius, 5686 nucleotides long. It is a transcript of the gene ppfia3, whose product is annotated as PTPRF interacting protein alpha 3. Bases 715 to 4410 code for a protein of 1231 amino acids. NCBI's taxonomy places the organism in Eukaryota, Metazoa, Chordata, Actinopteri, Osteoglossiformes, Mormyridae. Gene Ontology annotation, cellular component: presynaptic active zone. The record is from RefSeq and is a predicted model, not a curated record. Gene Ontology annotation, biological process: synapse organization. Gene Ontology annotation, molecular function: protein binding. The transcript has 31 exons.